UUCAUGAUGGCAGUCUUCAAUAACUUUGUUUUGUGCUUUACAAUUGUGUUUAUGGAUUUGAAUCUUGUGUAUCAGAUGAAGAUAAACAAAGGGUUGGACGCUGAAACCCAUCAUGAACCUAAGAAGUGGCACUCGUUAAAAGACUCACAGUUUCUGUGGUCGCUGUGUAAUAAAACAGCCGUCCCCGUGGUCGUCACGUCCCUACAUAUCGAGCCCGACCCCAUACAGUUCGGCCAUAACAUAUCGUUCUCCGGGCAGAUUGAUGUAUCCGAAGAUGUUGGUACCACCACGACACUUGAGGCUCACCUGAAGGUCAUGAUGAAGCUUGGCACCCAGUGGUUCGACGUCUGUGUCUACAAGCCAGAGUAUUGCAACAUCAACGAUGUUUGUGACUGGAUGAAACGAGUUGUGAGCGACAAAUGUCCGCCGCAUUUGGAACCCUUAUGUCAGUGUCCAUUUAAAAAGGGUAAUUACACUAUCCCAACGCUUACCAAGAUGGUUCCCAAUCCACCAAUCACGGUAUCCGGGCGGUUUGACAUCACUAUGACACUAAAGGAAUCUCAGAAAGAAAUCGGCUGCCUCAACGUCCAGCUCUGCCUUGGCCAGUGCUAGUCUGACGAAGAGGUGUCAACAACCAAAAGAUCUGUAUUUGAAGUGUGCGUUUUAAAUUGAAGAUUAUACCUAUGUUAAGUCACGAACAAAGAAAAAGAAAAACACGAGGAAGAAAAAUAAGAGUUUACUCAUUAGAUAUAUCAUCCUGUACAUACAUAUUUGAUUUAGCCAACAUAAUAACGGACAUAUGAACGUGAGAGACUGAGUAUAAAAUAAUCUAUAUAUUCAUGGUUUAUACGUCCCCCGUAAGGUUAUUGACUGGUACAGUAAGUCCUUUCACGAAAGUUUUAGAACGUUGAUUUAAUCAUGUCAACCCAAUAUAUUUUGCAAUGAAUAUCAGUGUAUAUAUUUAUUAAUAAUUGUAUAUCUUUAAAUAUUUACUAAUAAGAAUUCAGUCGGAACAUUGUUAAAAGUGAACCUGUUAUGAUUUGAAUUUUUACAAUAUCUUAAUAAAAUAUCAAUGCUA
Mya arenaria is the source of this 1078-nucleotide messenger RNA. RefSeq names its product ganglioside GM2 activator-like. The transcript has 5 exons. Gene Ontology annotation, cellular component: cytoplasmic side of plasma membrane. NCBI's taxonomy places the organism in Eukaryota, Metazoa, Mollusca, Bivalvia, Myida, Myidae. Gene Ontology annotation, molecular function: enzyme activator activity; lipid carrier activity. The record is from RefSeq and is a predicted model, not a curated record. The coding region runs from base 4 to 612 and encodes 202 amino acids. Gene Ontology annotation, biological process: lipid transport; ganglioside catabolic process.